Molecule: messenger RNA, 1498 nt
Organism: Cryptomeria japonica (Japanese cedar)
Lineage: Eukaryota; Viridiplantae; Streptophyta; Pinopsida; Cupressales; Cupressaceae
Product: probable aldo-keto reductase 1
Exons: 7
Coding region: 16-1251 (411 amino acids)
Cellular component (GO): cytoplasm
Source: RefSeq, a predicted model, not a curated record
ACAGUCAAUUGCCAAAUGUCCAUUCUGCUGGAUAGGCAGGCGACCUAUGAGACCACAUUCCCAGAAAUUAGGGGCUUAAAAAUAGCAAGGAAAGAAGUCGGCACAUUGAUAACGUGCUGUCAGCUUGUCGGCUUUAUAGUUAAGGUGUUUUUUUGGGAGCUGCUGCAGACAAAUCCAUUACCAGGUGAGCCAACAGAAGAUAUAACUCGCAGCUUUAUAGCAAUGGAGGCGUCUUUGCUUGCCGUUCCUCCUCGAAAGCUCGGAACGCAAGGAUUCCAGGUUUCAACACUAGGUCUAGGAUGUUCUGGACUUUCGGGGGCAUAUGGUGACUACGCUUCAGAGGAAGAUGCAACUUCACUAUUCCAACAUGCUUUCAACAAGGGGGUCACGUUUUUUGACACGGCAGAUAUCUAUGGCAGAUUUACAAACGAAAUAUUAGUUGGGAAGGCACUAAAAUGUUUACCAAGAGAAAGAAUUCAGAUUGCAACAAAGUUUGGAGUCCAUUUUGAUAGUAAUGGCAAACCUGAAAUAAAUGGCACUGCAGAGCACGUCAGACGGGCUUGUGAAGCUAGCCUUCAGCGCUUGGGCAUGGAGUACAUUGACUUAUACUACCCGCACCGUGUAGACAGACAAGUUCCAAUUGAGGAAACUGUAGGCGAAAUGAAAAAACUUGUCCAGGAAGGGAAAAUAAAGUAUAUUGGACUCUGUGACGCUAGUGUAGAUACAAUAAGAAGAGCUUAUGCAGUGCACCCAAUAACUGCAGUACAGUAUGAAUGGUCCUUAUGGUCUCGGGAGAUUGAAGCGGAAAUAAUUCCUGCAUGCAGGGAACUAGGCAUUGGAAUAGUGCCCUAUAGUCCUUUGGGUCGUGGUUUUUUCUCUGGAAAGGUUUUCAAAGCAACGACUUACGAGAACACGCGGUGGAGUAAUCGCUCGAGGUUCCAGCCAGAAAAUCUGAAGAAGAAUGAAAUUUUAUUUGAACGUGUCUCAAAUAUUGCGAAGAAGCAUAAUUGCACAACAGCUCAGCUAGCUUUGGCAUGGGUUUUCCAUCAAGGAGAUGAUAUUGUACCCAUUCCAGGAACGACUAAAACGAAGAAUUUGGAUGAUAAUAUUGCAUCAUUGAGCAUAAAGUUUUCAAAGAGUGAUCAAGAUGAAAUUUCAAAUGCAGUCCCAGAAAAUGAAAUUGCAGGUUUAAAAUGUAGCGAGGAGGAUAAACACUCAUGGAAAGUUGCCUUUACACCUCCAUGUGCAUGAGCAUGCAUCAAGUUUAUUGCCCAUUACAAGUACAUUUGUUAUAAUACAUUUAUUGCAUGACGGACAUAUAGAUCUUGACAUAUUCGAGGCAUCAACUGUCGUUGAUCAUCCGACUCAAACAUGUUGGUUUCAAAUAUUUGUCAAAGUGUAUCUUUAUUAUUUACAGUUCUACUAGUUAUCUUUCUGACUUUGAAGACGAUAGAUAGAAGUCGAUGGUGAAAUAAGAACUUAUGCACUAUUUGAAGUA